Molecule: messenger RNA, 453 nt
Organism: Miscanthus lutarioriparius
Lineage: Eukaryota; Viridiplantae; Streptophyta; Magnoliopsida; Poales; Poaceae
Source: the annotation of a GenBank genome assembly
AUGGUCUCCAAACUUGUGGCCUCUCUCGUACACUUACUCAGAACGGGGAACGGUCAACGGUGGCGGAGAGCAUCGGAGAUGCCGGAGGUGAUCUGUGGUGCGGUGGACGUCGGCCGUGCCGCGCCGAGGGGCGGAGGAUCUGCCGUGGCUCCAACUUCUCCCUUGGGGUCAACGGCGAUCCACUACCACCCCUACCCUACCGGUGAUGGGGACAUGUGGUGCGGCAGUCGUCGAAGGGUAAUAAUUAAUCGGAGGCGGAGAGGAGGGGACACGCUCAAAGCGAGUACCAGAAGGUCGAUGGGGAUUGUCGGGCACAAAUAUGCUCGAGGGAACCCAGAGGUCUACACCGCAUGGAACUAUCAAAAGCUUGUGGUUCAGCACAGUAUCAAGGAGCUUUCUGACCAGCAGGCCAUAGAGUCUGUUGUUGAUGAUGAGCUAGGAGUGGCGCAUUGA